Molecule: messenger RNA, 706 nt
Organism: Xenopus laevis (African clawed frog)
Lineage: Eukaryota; Metazoa; Chordata; Amphibia; Anura; Pipidae
Gene: pmch.S
Product: pro-melanin concentrating hormone S homeolog
Exons: 3
Coding region: 61-564 (167 amino acids)
Biological process (GO): chemical synaptic transmission; signal transduction
Cellular component (GO): synapse
Molecular function (GO): melanin-concentrating hormone activity; type 1 melanin-concentrating hormone receptor binding
Source: RefSeq, a predicted model, not a curated record
AACCUCUGUCUGGUAUCACUUACAGGCAAAUCAGAUAGUUAGCGAAAGCCUACGUAAGAAAUGGUAAGGAUGAUUACUUUAGGCUACCCAUUCUUAAUAUCACUUUCAAUCCUUUCUCAAGGUUUCCUGUUUGCGGUGUCAAAGUCCAUCAGAAAAGCAGAGAACGAUGAUUUACUUCUUGAUACCAUCGCACUGAGAAAAGCUUUUCGGAAAGGAGACACACUAGAGAAGCCAUUAGGGGACCCAAACAACCAAUACAAAACAGACGGAGGCAACAUCUUAAAUGAAGAGGAUGAGAGAAACAUGAAGACCAUAGAUUCUCAACAAACGUACUUAAGUCAUGACGGAAUUCCGCUAAACAUUGGAAUGAAACAGAUGCCGUACCUCGCAUUUAGAAACUCAUUACAUCACCCGGAAAAUGAAGAUCAGAAUGCUGAAUCAGCACAGGAAAGGAGAGAUGUUGGAGAUGAAGAAAAUGCUGCAAAAUUUCCAGUAGGAAGGAGGGAUUUUGACAUGCUCAGGUGCAUGCUUGGAAGAGUCUAUCGACCCUGCUGGCAGAUAUGAUCGUCACAGAAACUAAAAUGUGUUUUCAUGGAUUGAAUGGACAUUACAUAUUUGCAUAUUACAAUGUAUUAGUAACAAUUUAGACAAAAGGAAAACAUCAGUAUUUGUUGUGUAAUUUUAAAUAAAAAAUGUGCAACCAUAA